Penicillium bovifimosum is the source of this 426-nucleotide messenger RNA. Its product is annotated as GMF family protein. Gene Ontology annotation, cellular component: actin cortical patch. Bases 1 to 426 code for a protein of 141 amino acids. The record is from RefSeq and is a predicted model, not a curated record. Lineage: Eukaryota; Fungi; Ascomycota; Eurotiomycetes; Eurotiales; Aspergillaceae. Gene Ontology annotation, biological process: negative regulation of Arp2/3 complex-mediated actin nucleation; actin filament debranching. Gene Ontology annotation, molecular function: actin binding; Arp2/3 complex binding. The transcript has 4 exons.
AUGUCUGACUCACGACUUUAUUCAUUCUCUCCAGAGACAAAGGAGAAGCUGCGCAAAUUCCGUUUAGGCACAUCGAGAGCCAAGGAUGCGCAGGCUGUCAUCUAUAUCAUUGAUGCAAAGACCCAAGAGAUCCGGCCACAGGACGACACAGUCUACACCAAGAUGGAAGAUCUAGCCGAUGAUCUUCCCGAAUCCUCACCCCGCUUCAUCCUUCUCAGCUACCCAUUGACUACGAAAGACGGACGCCCCUCAGUCCCUUACGUUCUCCUCUACUGGCUACCAGAGAACUGCAACCCGAUGCAGCGCAUGUCGUAUGCUAACGCAGUGGAGCUGAUGCGCAGCAGCGCACAAGUCAACCGUGUGAUCGAGGUGGAGUCCGACGACGAUAUCGUCAAGAUCCAGUCCAAGCUGACCGGCACGGACUAA